UGAAUCAGUUGACGUCGACGGUCCUUGGGAUAUGACAGUGCUUUUGUAGUGAGCGGCUAACUUUAGCUAAACCGCUAGCUUGACGUCAGGCGUUUAGAAAUACGUGGGCCGAAAGAAAGUAAUAAUUCCCAUGCCGAGGCGUUUUAUUUUUAUGGGGAGAAAGUUGUGUUUUUACUAGCCUUGUAUUUAUUUCGUUUACGCUGAUGUUUUUUGUGGUGUGCUAAUUUAACUUAAGCUAAAUGACUAGCUUGCGUGUCAUCAACUUUCGAUUCUCCUAACCAGACUUUUCCACAGGGAAAGAUACGUAGUGGGAACUGGUAGCUAGUUAAUUUAGCCGGAGAGUACAAGAACGUGCACGGAGAGCCUGCGAAAGUAGAGGGGAAAGUGCUAGCAUAGUGGAGCUAGCCACUUUGAAAUUAUGAAAAGGGUACAGUCUGACACUUUAGGUUUUGUUCCUCAAAAAGACAUCGUAUACAACAAACUCCUGCCGUACGCGGACAGGCUAGAUGACGAYUCCAACGAAAUAUUGAGCAAAAUCAAAGGAAACUUGGGCCGAGCUAUUCAGCUUAGAGAGAUAUGGCCCGGCGUCCUGUUUUGGACGAGGAAACUUUCAACGUACAUGAGGCUGUACGGACGGAAGUUCAGCAAAGAAGACCAUGUGCUGUUUAUCAAGUUGCUGUAUGAGCUAGUGACGACCCCCAGACUGGAGAUCAGCAUGAUGCAAGGGCUAGCUCGCCUACUUGUCAACCUCCUCAAGAAAAGAGAACUACUGUCGAGGGAGGACCUUGAGUUGCCUUGGAGACCCCUGUAUGAGCUACAUGACAGAGUUCUGUUCUCAAAAACGGAGCACCUGGGCCUCAACUGGUUUCCCAAUUCUCCAUGGCCUCGUUCUUCUUCUAAACUCAUAAUGUUAAAAUUGGUUCAGAGGUGCUCAGUGGAAAAUGUCUUGAAAACACUGGUGAAAAGCUGCAGACCAUACUUCUCAGAGACCGCUACUCAGGAGAUGUUGGAUGAGUGGAGACCACUUCUUUGUCCCUUUGACGUCACCAUGCAGAGAGCGAUCAGCUACUUUGAGCUUUUCUUGCCCACAACUCUGCCUCCUGAGCUGCAUCACAAGGGGUUUAAGUUGUGGUUUGAUGAGCUGAUCAACUUGUGGGUGUCUGUGCAAAACCUCCCAAGUUGGGAAGUUCACCUGGUUAAUCUUUUCGCUCGCUUGGCCAAUGACAACAUCGGCUACAUUGACUGGGACCCCUAUAUACCCAAGAUUUUCACAAGAAUUUUGAGAAGUUUGAAUCUUCCUGUAGGGACCGGUCAGAUGAUGGUACCACGAUACGUUACCAARGCCUAUGACAUCAGCCACGUGGUGCUUUGGGUGUCAUCCCUUCUGGGAGGACCCAGUAAGCAGACUCAAGCACAGCUCAGUGGCCUUUUUAACAGCAUCACGUCUUUCUUCCACCCAUCUAAUCAUGGCCGUUGGUUGAUGAAGCUCAUGAAGCUGCUUCAGCGUCUCCCUGCCAGCGUGGUCCGUCGGUUGCAUCGGGAGCGCUACAGAAAGCCGUCGUGGCUCACACCCAUUCCAGACAGUCACAAACUCACAGAGGAGGAUAUCACAGACUUUGUACAAAGUAUGAUGCAGCCGGUUCUUCUGGCCAUGUUCAGCAAGACGGGAAGUCUUGAUGCAGCCCAGGCUCUGCAAAACCUCGCUUUAAUGCGACCCGAGUUGGUCAUUCCUCCUGUGCUUGAGAAAACAUAUCCUGCUCUGGAGACCCUAACAGAACCCCACCAGCUGACGGCCACUCUGAGCUGUAUGAUUGGUGUAGCACGUAGCCUGGUUUCAGGUGGGCAGCACUAUCCUGAAGGACCCACUCACAUGCUGCCCUUGCUCAUGAGAGCUCUGCCGGGCGUGGACCCGAACGACUUCAGCAAGUGUAUGAUCACGUUCCAGUUUAUUGCUACAUUUGUGACUCUUGUGCCUUUGGUGGACUGUUCGUCUGCCCUACAUGAAAGAACGGAUUUGACAGAGGUGGAAAGAGAGAUGUGUUCUGCCUCGGCCGAGUUUGAAGACUUUGUGCUGCAGUUCAUGGACAGAUGCUUUGCUCUGAUCGACAGCAGCACUUUGGAACAAACCAGAGAAGAAACAGAAACUGAAAAAAUGACUCACGUCGAGAGUCUUGUAGAGCUUGGACUGUCCUCAACCUUCAGCACAAUCCUCACGCAGUGCUCCUUGGAUAUUUUCAGGGUGGCUUUGGAAAAGGUCUUCAACUUUGCAACCACCAACAUCUUUGAGACACGAGUAGCUGGGAGGAUGGUGGCCGACAUGUGUCGAGCCGCUGCCAAGUGUCACCCUGCAGAGUCGCUCAAGAUGUUCGUGCCACACUGCUGCAAUGCCAUAAACCAAAUCGCUGUCAAUGAGGAAGUGCUGAAUGAGGAAGAGCUUGAUAAGGAGUUUCUGUGGAAUCUACAACUUCUUUCUGAGGUAACUCGGGUGGACGGUGACAAGCUCUUGCCCUAUCGCUCGGACCUGGUCCAGAUUUUGCAGUUGACUCUUCACCUCAAGUGUAAGCAGGGCUAUAUUCUGGCCUGCAACCUGCUGCAUCACGUCCUUCGUGCCACUGCCCUCAUCUACCCCACAGAGUACUGCAGUGUGCCAGGGGGCUUCCACCAGCCAGUCAGUGACUACCUCCCCAUCAAGGACUGGGGCCGGCCUGGAGACUUGUGGAACUUGGAUAUCCAGUGGCAUGUCCCCAGUGUUGAGGAGACCUCAUUUGCUUUUUACUUGCUGGACAUAAUCCUCCAGCCUGAACUUCAGCGCCUUCAGAGAUUUGCAAAAGGAGAACAGGACAUGAGCAGAGAUGAUGUCCUGCAAAGCCUCACUAUUGUUCAGCACUGUCUCCUGGGAGCCGGGAGUUUGAUGCCUCCGCUGAAAGGGGAGCCCAUCACUGACCUAGUUCACAGCAUGGUGAAUCUGGAUGAGACCACCCUGUAUACAGGAAUGGAGUAUGAUAGGACCAGAGAGAACUACAGAGAUGCUAUUUGUAACGUGAUGAAACAGCUGCUGCAUUACAUUUUGGAGCAUUCUGAAGAUGACACCAAGUCUCUAUUCUCCAUCAUCAAGAUUAUCAGCGACCUUUUGCACUUCAAAGGUUCCCACAAGCACGAGUUUGACUCCCGCUGGAAGAGUUUCAACCUUGUAAAGAAAUCAAUGGAAAACAGACUUCACGGCAGAAAACAACACAUCAGAGCUCUUCUUAUUGACAGAGUCAUGCUUCAGCAUGAGCUGAGGAAACUGACUGUGGAAGGCUGUCAGUACAGGACCAUCCACCAGGAGCUGAUGAAAGACCUUUUGAGGCUUUCUACAAGCACAUACAGUCAAGUGCGCAGCAGAGCUCAGAAUGUAUUGUUCACUGCACUGGGAACCUACAAUUURUGCUGCAGAGAUCUGAUCCCCCUCGUCCUCGAGUUUCUCAACCCAGACAACAGCAGUGUCACUCAACAGCAGUUCAAAGGUGCUUUGUACUGUCUUCUCGGGAACCACAGUGGAGUGUGUCUAGCUAAUCUGCAUGACUGGGAGUGCAUUGCUCUGACGUGGCCUGCUGUUGUUCGCUCCGGCCUCAGCUCAGCCAUGUCACUCGAGAAGCCCUCCAUCGUGCGCCUUUUUGACGACCUCGCCGACAAAAUCCAUCGGCAAUAUGAGACCAUCGGCAUCGACUUCACUCUCUCUGGUGAGUGUUGUUCUGUGGCAAAACAGCUCAUGACUUCGGGAAAUCCUUUUCCUAAGGAGCCCGUGCCGUCUGGAGAAGAGUCGGACGCAGGUUUAAACCAUCAGAAGGGCAAAAACUCUGAAGCUGUUGAGAAAUACGAAGGUCUCAUUGGCGAUCUACUGGACUGCCUCAGCAACAGGAACAUGCCUUGGAAAUUCGAGCACAUCUCUAUCGGCUUCUUGUCUUUGCUGUUYAGAGACGACCACCAGCUGCCACCUCCAGCGAUUACAUUCUUUGUGGAAAGCCUCAACCACGAUUCCAUCUAUGUUCGCAAGGUGGCGAUAUCAGCUGUGGCCGGGAUCCUGAAACAAAUAAAAAGACCACAUAAGAAAGUCCCUGUUAGCUCUUCUGAGCUUUGRAAGCACUGUGAUGUGAUGGAGGAUAAGUUUGCGGUUGGGGACCGUCCAGACAACCAGUGGCUCCAGUAUAACAGCAACAAACUGCCACGCACACAGGGAGACUGGGAUAAGUGUAUGUUUGUGGAAAAGACACACUGGGGAUACUACUGCUGGCCAAGGAAACUGAUGAUGUAUGCACCUCAGGAGGAGCAGCCCCAACAGAACCUGAGCAGAGAGGAAAUGACAGAGCGGGAGCAGAUCAUCUUUGACCACUUCUCAGAUCCAGUUUUCAUCAACCAGUUUGUUGAGUUUCUCUCUCUGGAGGAUCGUAAGGGCAAGGACAAGUUCAGCCCUCGCAGAUUCUGUUUGUUCAAAGGACUGUUCCGUAAUUUCGGCAACGCCUUUCUGCCUGUGCUGGAGCCACACAUGGAGCGCCUGGUGGCAGAUUCUCACGAGAGCAAACAACGAUGCGUGGCUGAGAUCAUCUCUGGACUGAUACGAGGCUGCAAGCACUGGAGCUUCUCAGAGGUUGAAAGUCUUUGGGAGCUGCUGUGUCCUUUGCUUCGUACGGCCCUGUCAAACAUCACAAUAGAAACAUAUGCAGAUUGGGGCACCUGCAUUGCCACAGCCUGUGAGAGCAGAGAUCCACGUAAACUUCACCGACUGUUUGAGAUGCUGAUGGAAUCUCCUGUCAAUGGAGAGGGAGGCUCUUUUGUAGACGCCUGUCGCCUCUAUGUGCUGCAAGGUGGUCUAGCCCAGCAGGAGUGGCGUGUGUCAGAACUUCUGCACAGGCUGCUUCAGUACCUGGAGCCCAAACUCACACAAGUGUACAAAAAUGUUCGGGAGCGAAUCGGCAGCGUUCUCACAUACAUCUUCAUGAUUGACGUCAACUUGCCCCUCACGCAGCCAACCAGCUCCCCACGCAUCUCCGAUUUCACAGAGCGAAUUCUGUUAAAGCUGAAGCCCCUAACGGAGGGGGAUGAGGAAAUCCAGAACCAUGUGAUUGAGGAGAAUGAAGUUGGGGAGCAGGAUGAAAGAACACAAGCAAUAAAGUUACUCAAAACAGUGAUCAAAUGGCUGAUUGCGAGCGCUGGUCGCUCUUUCACCACCGCUGUCCCAGAACAGUUACGGCUGCUUCCCCUCCUCUUCAAGAUUGCUCCAGUUGAAAAUGAUGACAGUUAUGAUGAACUUAAGAGAGACGCAAAGACCUGUCUGUCUCUAAUGUCUCAGGGACUUCUUUACUCAGAUCAAAUCCCCAUGGUCCUCGAUGUCCUGAAAGAGAUUGCCGGCAGCAGCUCUUGGCAUGCCCGCUACACGGUGCUCACAUACCUGCAGAUCAUGGUUUUCUACAACUUGUUUACAUUCAUGAGCGACCAGAAAGCAGUGAAUGAUGUGCGGGCGCUCGUAAUAAAACUGCUGGAGGAUGAGCAGCUUGAGGUACGAGAGAUGGCCGCCACCACUCUCAGUGGCUUCCUCCAGUGCAAUUUCCUGUCCAUGGAUGCCCCCAUGCAGGGACAUUUUGAGGCUCUCUGCAAAACUCUUUUGCCUAAGAAGAGGAAACGAGAGCUUGGCUCUGUAGUGGACACCAUUCCCUCUGCUGACCUCGUGCGUCGCCAUGCUGGUGUUCUUGGUCUGAGCGCGUGUAUUCUCUCCAGUCCAUAUGAUGUUCCCACCUGGAUGCCCCAACUGUUGAUGGACUUGAGUGCCCACCUUAAUGACACACAACCCAUUGAAAUGACUGUAAAGAAAACUCUGUCAAACUUCAGACGGACUCAUCACGACAACUGGCAGCAGCACAAACAACAGUUCACUGACGAUCAGUUGUUGGUCCUCACUGACCUGCUGGUCUCCCCUUGUUACUAUGCCUAAAACCUGAUUUCAACAACUCAAGACUGCUUACACUGAACAGGCUAAUUCCUGACUGAAUUGAAAACACAGCAUCCUUGCAGAGCUGGGAGAAGAGAAAAGGCGUACCAUGGAACUGCAUCAUGGCUCUCAGAAGGAUUGAAACAUCCUGCAUUUGUGUAUUAAAGUCCUUUACUUUUCAACUAUUCUUAAUAUUUAAGGAUAAAUAAUGGCAGGGAUGAAUGACCUGCAGUUUGUACCAUUACUGUACAGAAGUUUAUUUAAAAAAAAUUUUUCUUUGUGGCUUGUUUGCCUGCAUGUACACAGGAAUGUGUGUGUGCGUGUUUCUAGGGUGCUUGAAGACAUCCGCUGGUCUAACAUUUCUCAGGAUUAAAUACGUUCUGAGCCAAUACAGUCGUCCGGUGCAGGACUCUUUACUCUCUUCAGGCAGUGAAGUGUUUGCUACAAGCCACACAAAAUCCACUAAUAUCCAAUGGUUUCAUUAGGUCAGACUGAAAUUUGCAACACACAAUGUUUGUGUGGUUAUUUGAUCUUGUUAUAUGCAUAAUGUGUGUAUGUGUCAUCUUAUAGCAAAUAUGCACAAACUCAUUUAUUUUCUUUUUCUUUUUGAAGUGCUGAGUUUUGAAUUUUUUCAUAGUUUGUCUAAAAAUCUAUAGAUGGCUGAGCUGUUUGCAACGGAGCCUGCUCUCAUCUUACGUUUGCAAAAGAAAGGGAGAGUUCAAGCUCCCCACUGCUGUGCUGUGUGGUGUGUUUGCUGUGAGGACCUGAGCGUAGUUGGAUCACAGUGUCAUGUGUCUCAGUGCAAGAAGAAAAAAAAAAGCCAAAUUGCCUGUCCUUAGUUGGACCUUUCCCCUCAGACAUUUGACCUUUUCCUGAGAACCUAAUGCGGUGACAUUAGGUGACUUUGGUUUGUUUUCCCCUGAUGACUUGAAACCAGUCUGAGCAUCAAAGCAUUUAGUACCUCACUUGCAUAUAGUGUAGUGCCAAAACUGCAGUGUUUUUUUUUUUUUAGAUUUUUCUGAGGUAAUAAAUUGUUUAUAACAAAGCCA
Molecule: messenger RNA, 7014 nt
Organism: Austrofundulus limnaeus
Lineage: Eukaryota; Metazoa; Chordata; Actinopteri; Cyprinodontiformes; Rivulidae
Gene: psme4a
Product: proteasome activator subunit 4a
Exons: 48
Coding region: 419-5968 (1849 amino acids)
Biological process (GO): proteasomal ubiquitin-independent protein catabolic process
Cellular component (GO): spermatoproteasome complex; nucleus; cytosol
Molecular function (GO): proteasome binding; peptidase activator activity
Source: RefSeq, a predicted model, not a curated record